Phaethon lepturus (White-tailed tropicbird) is the source of this 930-nucleotide messenger RNA. RefSeq names its product chymotrypsin-like elastase family member 2A. NCBI's taxonomy places the organism in Eukaryota, Metazoa, Chordata, Aves, Phaethontiformes, Phaethontidae. Gene Ontology annotation, biological process: proteolysis. The record is from RefSeq and is a predicted model, not a curated record. Bases 16 to 828 code for a protein of 270 amino acids. The transcript is spliced from 8 exons. Gene Ontology annotation, molecular function: serine-type endopeptidase activity.
CAGCUAACCAGCAUCAUGCUCGGAGUCCUCUUUGCUGUGUUGACUCUGGCAGCUGCAGCCUUUGGCUGCGGGGUUCCUGCGUACCCACCGGCUGUGUCUAGAGUUGUUGGCGGGGAAAGCGCAAUACCAUACAGCUGGCCCUGGCAGGCCUCCCUUCAAUUCAGUUCAAAUGGCAAAUGGUACCACACCUGCGGAGGAACCCUCAUUGCAACCAACUGGGUGAUGACAGCUGCGCACUGCAUCAGUUCUUCUAGGGAAUAUCGAGUAUUUCUUGGAAAAUAUAACCUAGCAGCUGUGGAAGAAGGAUCAAUUGCACUUCCUCCAGAAAAAAUCAUUGUCAAUGAGAACUGGGAUCCACAGAACGUUGCAAAUGGGUACGACAUUGCUUUGAUCAAACUCACUGAACAUGUCACCUUAAGUGACCACAUUAAGCUGGCCUGCCUCCCUCCUGCACAAAGCAUCCUAUCAUCCAACACUGCCUGCUACGUGACUGGAUGGGGAAGACUGCAGACAAAUGGAGCUCUUCCAGAUGACCUGCAGCAAGGCCUUUUGCUGGUGGUGGAUUAUGCAACUUGUUCCAAGCCUAGCUGGUGGGGAAGCACAGUGAAACCCACCAUGGUUUGCGCUGGUGGGGAUGGAGUCACCUCCAGUUGUAAUGGGGACUCUGGUGGCCCACUGAACUGCCAAGGUGCUGAUGGCAGGUGGGAAGUACAUGGUAUAGUCAGCUUUGGCUCCGCUCUUGGCUGCAACUAUUAUCACAAGCCUUCUGUUUUCACUCGGGUCUCUGCUUACAAUAGCUGGAUCCAGCAGGUUAUGGCAACCAACUAAUCCUAAAAGAACUGGAUGAUAGAUGCCAAGAAGGAAAACAGUUUGAAUAAAGUCAUAAUCAUGACACCUUUGAUCACAAAUUGCUGGGAAAUUACGCUUUAA